Molecule: messenger RNA, 894 nt
Organism: Trichoderma aggressivum f. europaeum
Lineage: Eukaryota; Fungi; Ascomycota; Sordariomycetes; Hypocreales; Hypocreaceae
Exons: 3
Coding region: 1-894 (297 amino acids)
Molecular function (GO): acetylpyruvate hydrolase activity
Source: RefSeq, a predicted model, not a curated record
AUGCCUAUCAACGUUCCUUGGACUCGCCUCAUCCGCUUCGAAUCCGAGGAGGAUGCCAACAUUCACUACGGCGAGCCGAUAAUUUCUACUAGCCAAUCUAACCUUGGACAAUGGCGAAAAUUACAACCACUAAAAGCUAAGAAGAUUACUGGAAAUCCUCUUGAUUCAUCCUGUAUCAUCACCGAUAUAGUACUGACAGUUCGGCGACUGCUUGCGCCACUUGCAAGACAAGACAUAUCUGCUAUUCGAUGCAUCGGCGGAAACUAUCGCACUCAUUUGGAUGAGCUUAAUAUUCCGCCUCCAGCGUUUCCAUGCAUGUUUCCCAAGUUUCCAAACUCAAUAGUUGGUCCUGGAGAAAACAUUGAGAUUCCAAAAAUUGCACAAGAUGAUCAGGCAGAUUAUGAGGGUGAACUUGUCAUUGUGAUAGGUAAGGAAGCAAAGAACGUUUUGGUGGAAGAUGCAUACGAUUACAUUGCUGGCUAUACAGUGGGCAACGACAUGUCUGCUCGAAAAUGGCAAGGCAAUUUUACGAGUAACUGCAUCCCGCCUCCUCAAGCCGGAUUUUCGAAAGCAUUUGACUCGUUUUGCCCAAUAGGCCCAUGUAUCACGGCAGCACACCUCGUGCCUGAUCCUCAAGCUCUCAGUCUUCGUACAUGGGUAAACGGAGAACUGCGACAGGAUUCCAACACCUCUUACAUGCUAUUCAAUGUCGCUCAGAUUAUUCAGUUUCUUAGCCAGGGCACAACACUUUAUGCGGGAGAUGUGAUUCUCACCGGAACACCGAGCGGUCCAGGCUUCACAAUGCGACCACCAAAGUGGCUUCAGCACGGAGACAAGAUUGAGAUCAGAAUUGGGAAUCUCGGCACACUUGUAAACUCGGUAACAUAUGCUUAA